GCUACGGGCUCCGGCGGCUGGGGAAACGGUGUCGGUAACGGGCUCGGUAACGGGGGCUCCACUGUCCCUGAGGCGGCGGUGACGGCCCUGACCGCCGGCAUGGCCGCGGAGCUCGGCGGCGGCGGGGAGCCAGUUCAGAGGCUAAAUGUGGCAUUUGAACAGUAUGAAAUGGAUGAAAUUUUGAGCAACACUGCUGAGCAGAAAAAUGUCCUUGGAGGUGAUGGUAUAUCCGGAUCCAGGAUAAUGGAUCAAAGCUUAUUACCUCUAAUUGUAGAGUAUGAUAAACACCUGGAAGAGAUGAGGGAGCAGCUGCAGAUUUAUCAGGUACAGAUGGGUGAGAUGAGACUAAAAUUUGAGCAAGUCACCAAGGAAAAUGAAAGGCUUCAUGCAGAGUUGAAAGAGGUUCUUGAGACACAACUGGAGGCUCUUCCUUUCAUGCCUCUGGGAACUGAUCUUCCUGCAGAUGAAAGAAUAGUGAGAAACCUUCAAGAACAAGUACAACUGUCAAAUCAAGAAAAAGAACAAGCAAUAGAGCUCUGGCAGACUGUAUCACAGGAGCUGGAUCGCCUUCGGCAGCAGUACCAGGAACGCAUGACUGAAACGCAAAUCCACGUGGCUGAAAGACAAAGGCAGAAAGAUCAGCUGACUAGCUUCCACCAGCUGACUCAGCAACUGCAUGCAGCCAAUGAGAAAAUAGAGUUGAGCAAUCAACAGUUUCUACAAACUGUAACAGAACAGAAUGUGGAACUAGAGCAGCUACGGAAGCAACUGAGGCAAGCCAAAAUAGAUGGACGGACAGCAAGUGCUAAGAUUGAUGAAAUGACCAGAUUGACAGAGAAGCUUCAAGGCCAAUUGGAGAGAAAGGAAGAAGACGUGUUAUCUGCCCAGCAAAGAGAAGCAGCAUCUGACAAACACUUGCAGCAAAUGCAGUCUAGUAUAAAACAAUUAGAAACAAGAUUACGUGUUACUGUCCAAGAUGCUGAACAGCUGAGAACAGAAAGAACAGCCCUGGAAAAACAAAUCAGAGAGCUUCAGACAAAGUGUGCUAAUUUAGAAAGGGAGAAGUACGAUGCAGUUGCAAAAGUCCAAGAUUGCGUACAGCUCUUAGAAGAAGCUAACCUACAAAAAAGUCAGGCACUGUUUGGGGAGAAACAAAAGGAAGAGGAAAUAGAAAAGAUGAAAAAUGAAAUGUCUCAGCUUGCAGAAGACACUGCUGCAAGAAUUAGGAAGGCAGUAGACUCUGCAAAGAAACAAUAUAAUGUACAGAUUUCUCGACUAACAGAAGAACUUUCAGCUCUCCAAAUGGAAUGCGGUGAAAAACAGAGUCAAAUUGAACGAGCCGUUAGAGAAAAGCGAACAGUGGAAGAAGAACUUGAAAAAAUUUACAGGGAAGACAGAGUACAUGAAUCUGACAAUAGAAGACUAGAGCAACUGCAUCAGAAGUAUCUACUUGCAGAAACUACAAAAGGUGACCUUCAGCUUAGUCUACAAACAACACAAAAUAAACUGAAACAGCUGGAAAUGAACUCUGAGGAAGAGAAAUCUCGUUGCCAGGAAAUGAUCUGUAAGUUGCAAAGCAUUCUGGAUUCAGAAAGAGAAAAGAGUGGUUUUGUCAGUGAACAAAGGUUAAAACUUCAGCAAGAGAACGAACAAUUGCAAAAAGAAAUGGAAGGCCUGAGAAAACUAGCCAUAGAGUCUCAAAAAAAAGCUAAAAUAAAGAUAAGCACAAUGGAGCAUGAGCAUGCUGUGAAAAAACAUGGAUAUGAAGUUCGACUGAAAGAAUUGGAAGACACCAGUCAAAAGUCUACCGCUGAACUUAGACGUCUGUUGGUAGCUCAGCAAAAAGCAACAAACCGAUGGAAAGAAGAAACAAAAAGUCUUAGUGAAACUGCAGAAGCCAGGAUCAGUAAGCUAAAAAGUGAGCUGAGUCAACAAAAACUUCGUACCCAGGAGCUCAUUUCUCAGCUGGAAAUGGCAAAUGAAAAGGUAAUUGAGAAUGAAAAAUUAAUGAUGGAAUAUCAAGAAUACAUCAAUAGGCUUCAAAGGCGACUAAGCCAGGCAGAACAGAGGGCAGCGACUGCAUCACAAAAGCUCAGCGUCGUAACUUCACAGAAGAAAAAAGCUGCUUCACUAAAGGAACUGGAAAACAUUUAAAAAGAUGUAUUGUUCAUUGACACCAUGUUGGAGUUAAGAAGAUUGCUGGAGAAAUCUUGUAUUGGAGCACUAAAAGCAAAUGCAUAGCAAGGCUUGUAAAACUUUGUAUAAACAUUUUCUGUUUUACUCAGGUAAGAAGGAAGGGUAGAUGAAGAUUCUGUCUCUGUGUGAGUAGUAAAGAUAGGAAGAAGACUACAAAAUGAUGUAAUUAAAGUCCUUUAAUGUAGCAGAUGAAACAAUCUGAUACAAUGCUGUGGCAUUGGUUUUGGUCAUAAAAAAAAAAAAAAUACCAGCUAUGUCCAACUACAGAAUUGUUUACAGGGAAUAGAUGUCAUUACACUGAAAUUCUGAAGCGGCUUUGUUUGCAUUCUGUUGAUACCUAUUUUGGGGGGUUUUGGUAGUGCAGUAACUUAGGAACAUUUUGAAAAUCUUUUAAGAGUUGUACUAAGACACCUGUUACAUCAUGAAUGUCAAACAGUUGCUGUUUGUAUGGUGGGUGUUGUAACUGGGAAAUGCCUCCAUUGCCUUCCAUUUUUAAGAAUUCACUUCAGUUUGUUGUGAUGUCCCUGGGAAACAGUUAAUAAAUAAAGUUAUUUAUUUACAGUUAUUCUUAGAGCUAGUUUUUAAGGACCAUAAUCUUUCUUCAGUUGUGCUUUUUUUUUUUUUUUCCCCUCUCCCCUAAUUACAACUUUGCAAUCGUUCCUUGCUUUUGUGUUGAUGUGCUGUCCUGGGCUGUCUAGGAACUUCAGUUCUCUGGUACUUGAAUUUGCACAAUGGUGGUCAUCCAGCUUUUAUGCACUUUUACACAGUGUGUUUGAAUCCUACAGAUGCCAGUACAUGCCGGUCCUAUUGUGUACAAGUUUUUCUUUGACAGAUGAGAAACUUCAUACAUAUUAUCCUCAAAUUCUAGUUGAACUCUGUUUUCUCUUUCAGCGUAUAUUACAAAUGUGAUACGUGUAACUAAUUUUGAAGUGCUGUCAUUUUGAACUGAAGUAAUUUAGUUUCUUGUCAUCCCUCUUAAAUGUGAAGAGUGUGA
Messenger RNA from Oxyura jamaicensis (ruddy duck), 3190 nucleotides. It is a transcript of the gene SCLT1, whose product is annotated as sodium channel and clathrin linker 1. The transcript has 21 exons. NCBI's taxonomy places the organism in Eukaryota, Metazoa, Chordata, Aves, Anseriformes, Anatidae. Gene Ontology annotation, cellular component: centriole. The record is from RefSeq and is a predicted model, not a curated record. Gene Ontology annotation, biological process: cilium assembly; clustering of voltage-gated sodium channels. The coding region runs from base 100 to 2154 and encodes 684 amino acids.